UGGGAGCGACACAAUGGAGGAAGGAAAAGAAAUGUCAGUGUGUGCGAGUCAUGUGCCUGAAGAAAAACUGUACUGCGUGAGCAAUGUUUCAGACUUUCCUCUUCUGAGUGAUGAGAAGUUUGAUUUUGACCUUUCACUCUCUUCAACAAGUGGAAAUGAAGAUGAGGUUUUUGUUGGAGCUGUGGGACACAAAGAAAGAUGUAUUGCUGCUAGUAUGGAAGCAAAAAAGAGUGUGUCUGCUUUUGAUGAUAAACUCAUGUGGAGCCCACUUCAAGAAGAGAAAUUUGUGGAAAUUUUCAAAGAAGCUCAUUUGUUGGCACAGCAGAUAAAGACUGGAAGUACGAAUGAAGAGACUAAAACAAGCCAAUCAGGAGAACAGGAAAAUAAGAUUAUAGAAACAUUUGUGGAGGACUCGGAGUCAAAGUUGAAAAUACUGAGAAACAAAAUGAUAGAAAAAAGUCCCAGGGCUGUUAAACGGGAGACAUACAAUGUGCAGGAUAGCCCAGCAUAUCUGCUACCACCUUGUUUUCAGAAGGCAUCGGAUAAACUUUUGUCAGAUGGCAAAAUACAUGCUCUUCCUACUCCUCCAAACAGAAACCCUGUAAAAAUUUGUGUGUCUCCUACAAAAAUCGCCAGUUUGUCUCUGACACAAGAAGAGAAAUCUAAGGAAACAAAUACAAAGGCAACUGGCAAACUGGCAAUGGCAAAACCUUCAUGUACACUUGGAAGAAGCAAUUUGUUGACUAUUGAAAAGCUCAAAUCAGGAAAAAAUACUAGUAUUUCUACAAAAAGAGACUUGAACAGCAAGGGAUCAUCUGAAGAUCUAAUUUCUGAUAAAUCUAGUAUUGCGUCAGAUGUCUUCGAGUCCUCAUUCAGCGGCAGUUCUUCAGUGCAAGACACAAAAGCCCUUCCUGCACCAAGUAAGCCUGGCUUAAGGAAGAUGACAUAUCUGAAACUUCCUGGUGUUGCCAGUGGUCUCACAAGAAGGACUACAUCAUCAUCUUUGUCAUCACUUUCCAGUGUGAACUCAAGUCUGAAUUCAAGCUUACCCAUUUCUCCCAUAGUAAAAAAAGGAAAAUCAAGCAUUUCAUCCAAAGUUAGUGUGAGUGGCUCUAGUACAAGCAGGCUGGCCCUUGUCAGACCUACCAGACUGUCAUCUCUGCAGGCUGCCAAUACUGAGAAAUCUAGGAAGCAAGUAAGAUCAGCUAGUACUCCCAAAAUAUCUGGUGCUGUAACCUUGGCUAAAUCUUCAUCUUCUGCAACAUCAUCUGAGGCUGCAGGCAGUGGAAUUCAGAGACCGAGCUCUGUUCCCAGUCUGCAGCAGCUAUGUCAGCAGAAUAAAGAUGGAAGUGCAACAAAAGGAAGCCUGUGUCCAAAGCCCAAGGCUAGGGUUUUGUCUGUUUCCACAAGUCAGACUAAGGUUCCUGUGAAGACUCAAGAUGCGACACCAAACAAAUUGGCACCAAAAGCAACAUCAUCUCUUGGAUUAACAUUUUGUGGUACACCUGGAAGUGCCAUGGCAGCCAGCACUCCUAUGAAAGCCUCAGAAGAUAAGGUCUUUCAGAAUUUUUGUUUUCCUGAGAGGCCUGCCUCCAUGACUCCUGCCAUGAAACCAUCUGGCUUACCUACACCUGUCCGUCGCAUCUCAGGAUUCCCAGCAGUGACCCCUAAGACUGUACCAAGAAUGGCAUUUUCUCCACAUGCUGCAUCUCUUCACCGAAGUUCCAGCUUUUCUACCAAAAAGGCUCUUGCAGCUGGUUCUAGACAGAAACAAGAGAGUAAGACACAGAUAUCUUCUUCAGAAGGUGAUGUAUCUCCUCCACCUGUGCUACCUCUUGCUCUUACCUUCUCACCAGAAAAAACUGCUGCAGAAGUAGCAGAAAACGAACUAAAAGAGGCUGAAGUACAAAAUCAGCUGACUGAGGAGAAACAACCUGAGGCCUUACUAGUAGACAUUGGAGUAGACAAGUGUCUCUCAGACACUUUUGAAUGUGAAACUAGACCUCUGAUUGACCUUUCCAACACUCCUGAAGUGAAUAAGAUUACUUCUCCAAAGCCUGUGUUCUCUGGGCAGAUAAAGUUAAUUGAUUUGAGUUCGCCUCUUAUCACUCUGAGUCCUGAUGUAAACAAAGAAAAUUUGGAUUCCCCUCUACUCAAGUUCUGAGCUUGAACUGAAAUGAAGACUUCUUGGCAACUGUGAUCUUUACUUAGGUGUUACUCUUCAUUCAUACAGGUUUUUUUUGAAGAUGACUAUGGAUUAUCUGAUAAACUGCAUUAACACAGUAGAAUGCUAAUAGUCAUGAUAUAGUCAGUCUGAUAAUGAUUUUGUUCAUGGAUAUGCUGCAAUGGAUGUAUUUAAACUAUGUUGGUCUAAGGCAAAAUAUUGGAAACCUGUCUCUUUAUUUCCUACUAAUUGUCCUUUGAUUCCUUAUCCCCUAU
Messenger RNA from Myiozetetes cayanensis, 2439 nucleotides. RefSeq names its product G2 and S-phase expressed 1 (gene GTSE1). The record is from RefSeq and is a predicted model, not a curated record. Gene Ontology annotation, cellular component: microtubule cytoskeleton; cytoplasmic microtubule. NCBI's taxonomy places the organism in Eukaryota, Metazoa, Chordata, Aves, Passeriformes, Tyrannidae. The transcript has 12 exons. Gene Ontology annotation, molecular function: microtubule binding. Bases 14 to 2164 code for a protein of 716 amino acids.